Molecule: messenger RNA, 1229 nt
Organism: Panicum virgatum (switchgrass)
Lineage: Eukaryota; Viridiplantae; Streptophyta; Magnoliopsida; Poales; Poaceae
Exons: 5
Coding region: 1-936 (311 amino acids)
Source: RefSeq, a predicted model, not a curated record
AUGGCCACAGAGCGGGGGCUCAGUUGGUCAGGUAGGGGGGGCUCAUGCUGCCCGCCGCGGUUCGAGCGUCGGCUCGACGGGCGCCUCAUCUGCUUGUUAAAUGAUCUGCCAGUACUCCUGGCUUACUUCAAAAAAAGAAGUUUGUCUGCAGAAGCCCACGCCGAGGGGGGUGGGCGACCGGACCCUCGCGGUUUCCCCGGGGAGGCUCGUCCCCACCUCUUGCGUCUGGGCGCGUCGUCCCCGCCCGCUCCCGAGCGACGCGAGGCGAGCGCUCCGCCGCCGCGCCACCUGCAGCACCUGCUCCGCUUCCCUGCGCCGCCGCUCCACCUCCUCUCCUCGACUCGGCUCGGCGCUACCGCUCCGCCCCCGCCCGUCAGCCCCGUCCAGACGCUACCCCUGCAGCUCCCCGUUGGUGAUGCCCCUCCGCCUCCGCACCCCUCGGCGUCCGAUCUGCGACGCCGCCGCCACCUCGGCUGCCACCUCCACAGCCACCACGGUGCCUCCACUUCAUCUUCCUCCUCGUCAUAUAGGACAGAGCAAGGGAGACCCUGGAGAGAGAGAGAGAGAGAUGUCGUAGGCGCUGCUCAAGGCAUGCCGAAGACAAUCAAACAUGUGCGCCGUCUGCUUGGCUCAAAUCAAUCCAGCUCCAGCAUUUAUGUCCAGUCUAACAAAGCUAAUUCGUUUUUUUCCAGGGAGAUUUUGCCAAGCCAAGGCAAGCUAUUUAUCGAGAACGACGCGGUGGCAGCAUUAGCAAGUGGAACUAUGGGCAAGCUCCACGGGUGCAUGCUGAUCGCAAGGACAGGGACGAUAGCUUAUGGGUUCACCAGUGAUGGCAGGGAAGCCCUAGUAGCAGGUGCAGGGCCGGUUCUAGAUGACUGGGGCAGAUGGACAUACGAAGACCAAUCGUGGACUCGCAUUGCUGACCUUCAGUUGUGAUAGUAGGAAUCUACUGAGAGGUGAUGAGGUGGCAAACAAGAUCCUACACAAUUCAGUUGCUGAACUAGCUUCCAGUGUCAAAGCUGUAGUGCAAAGGCUUGAGAUGCAUUAACAUUUGGUUGAAUGCAAGUACUGAAUGAACUAAGAUGAGUUUUUCUGUAAAAAAUAUCUACAAACUGAGCGACGUGAGGUUGACAUUUGUGUUUAUUGGUGUAAGUAUGGAUAUACGGAUGAUCCUGCAAUAAAUUAUCUUGCAUAUUUUAUUAUUGGGUAAUGAAAUUCUCAUUUUAUUA